AUGAAUCUAAAUUCGAGUACUCCUCCAAUUUUGAAUUUAAACACGCCAGCAACUCUUUAUGAUACUUUUGCUGGUUCUGGUAUUUCUUAUAUUUUGGUAGUAUUUGUAGGAAUUCGUUGGUUAAUUUCUAUUGUUGGGUGUAUAUUUAAUUUCUUGUUAUUUUGGAUAACAAUUAAAGACAAGUAUUUUUAUAAGCUAUUUGGACAAAUUACUAUAUCCCAUUCUAUAUUCAGAUCGCUAAACAGUAGUUGUAAUUAUCUAAUAGCAAUAGAUGCCCUAUUUACAGCUAUAUAUCAAACAAGUAAUUCAAUUUCAAUGUAUGUAGUCUUGACUGGAAUUAAUUUUAUUAAUUUGGAUAUUUGUUUUUAUUUACUGAUAUAUUGUAUUUUAUCAAAUACUAUGAGUUUAUGCUUAACUUUCUUUAUUGGAUUUGAUCGUCUCCUUUCUGUUUUAUUUCCAAUAACGUUAGUUGAUAAUAAUUUAACGAACUGGGCGGGUCUAAAUUUUUGA
Molecule: messenger RNA, 510 nt
Organism: Meloidogyne enterolobii
Lineage: Eukaryota; Metazoa; Nematoda; Chromadorea; Rhabditida; Meloidogynidae
Source: the annotation of a GenBank genome assembly